CAGAGGCAGACAAAACGGUUAAAUUGGUUGAAACUGAACCAAAGCCGGACGCUCCCACUCCCGCUGCUGCUGACGCUGGAGCUGACCCAAAGAUGGAAACGUCAAAAACAAACGCACACAAAGUUACCAAGACAAUAAUUUCGACUCCAGAUAUCUAUAAGCCUGUAGGACCUUACAGUCAGGCGAUAUUAGCGGAUAAGACCCUUUAUGUAUCUGGGGUGCUUGGAAUGGACACGUCGGCCCAACUAGUGAGUGGUGGUGCUGAAGCACAGGCGCGACAGGCUCUCGAGAACCUAAGACUCGUGCUCGAAGCGGGAGGUGCUUCUCUGGAGUCCGUUGUGAAAACCACCAUCUAUUUAGCGCGUAUGGAAGACUUCCAAGCUAUCAACCAAGUUUAUGGAGAAUUUUUCCCAAAAGAUUGUCCGGCGCGAGCUACCUUCCAGGUGGGUAAACUUCCCAUGGACGCGGCAGUCGAGAUAGAAGCAAUUGCACUGAGUGGAGAUCUGGUGAUCGCGGAAGCAGGACCCUGCCCAUGCGCGCGUACUUAGUAAGGACAUUACUCGCCACAAACUAGCGCCUUGCAGUAUGCAAUAUCUUUGAAUAUUGAUUCAUACGAAAUCAUUACCAGUCCA
Molecule: messenger RNA, 632 nt
Organism: Spodoptera exigua (beet armyworm)
Lineage: Eukaryota; Metazoa; Arthropoda; Insecta; Lepidoptera; Noctuidae
Source: the annotation of a GenBank genome assembly